This is a messenger RNA of Colius striatus (speckled mousebird), 5676 nucleotides long. It is a transcript of the gene MYORG, whose product is annotated as myogenesis regulating glycosidase (putative). Gene Ontology annotation, molecular function: hydrolase activity, hydrolyzing O-glycosyl compounds. Gene Ontology annotation, biological process: skeletal muscle fiber development; carbohydrate metabolic process. The record is from RefSeq and is a predicted model, not a curated record. The coding region runs from base 289 to 2325 and encodes 678 amino acids. NCBI's taxonomy places the organism in Eukaryota, Metazoa, Chordata, Aves, Coliiformes, Coliidae. The transcript is spliced from 2 exons.
GCCAGCUCGUAGCCCCAAAACACCCCUGUGAAGAUGGAGAGGACGAAGCUGCCGGGGCUGUGGAGACAUAGCAGCACUUAUUUUUUAUGUGCUUAAAUAGCCAUCUGUGGUCGGAGCCAGGCAGCAGACAGGGAUCCCUGGGAGGCGAUGGACGGAGAGGACUGCUCUGGGACUCAAUGGAGGUGGGAACUCUUGUAACAGUCAGUUUUGUUCUGAGAGCCACAGAAUUGCUGCAAAGAGAUCUUCCCUCCCACUCCUCUGCAAAAAACGUCUAGAGAAAACAGCACCAUGUACACCUUCCUGCCUGAGAACUUCACGCCAGUGAAGCAGAAGCCGUCCAAGGAGCUGAGGCCCAUGCUGGGUGCCAUCCUGCUGGGCCUCAUCCUGUUCAUUGCCGCGGUGGUGGCCUGGUGCUACUACACGGUGUCCCUGCGCAAGGCGGAGCGGCUGAAGACGGAGCUGAUGGACCUGCGGGCAGACGGCUUCGUCAUCAGGAACCAGCACGGCGAGGUGGUGUUCCGGCUGGCCUUCCGCUCGGGCAGCCUCGACCUGGAGUCGUGCUCCAAAGAGGGCGAGAUUCUGAGCUGCACGCGCUCGGGCCGGGGGCCGCUCAACUUCUUCAUCCAGACGGUGAAGCCCAAGGACACGGUGAUGUGUUACCGCGUGCGCUGGGAGGAGCUGGCGCCCGGCCCGGCCGUGGAGCACACCAUGUUCUGGGAGGACGCCCACUGGUACGGGGGCUCGGAGAUGAGCACCCAGCACUGGCCCAUCCGCCUGGCCGGCUACCAGGAGCCCGUGCCCUACGUGACCAGCGACGUCUACUCCUUCCGCGACAGCUUCGGCGGCAUCCUCGAGCGCUACUGGCUCUCCUCCAAGGCGGCGGCCAUCAAGAUCAACGACUCGGUGCCCUUCCACCUGGGCUUCAACGCCUCGGAGCGCACCCUCUUCUUCCAGGCCCGCUACGAGGACUCGCCCUACAAGCCCCCGCCGGGGCAGCCGCCUUUCCCCGAGCUCAGCUACCGCGUCUGCGUGGGCUCCGACGUCACCUCCAUCCACAAGUACAUGGUGCGCAGGUACUUCAACAAACCCUCCAAGAUCCCUGCAGAGAACGCCUUUCGGUACCCCAUCUGGUCCACCUGGGCCCUCUACAAAAAUGAUAUUGACCAGGAUAAACUCUUGCGAUUUGCCGAAAAGAUCAAGAAGUACCGUUUCAACUGCAGCCACAUUGAAAUCGAUGACAUGUACACACGGGCCUAUGGGGACUUUGACUUUGACCCCAUCAAGUUCCCCAAUGUAACGGAGAUGUUCACAAAGCUGAGAGAAGAUGGCUUUAAGGUCACCUUGUGGACUCACCCUUUCAUAAACUACAAUUCAUCCAAUUUUGGGGUGGGAAUCGAGCGUAGGCUGUUCAUCAAGGAGCCGUCGGGGCGGCUGCCAGCCAUGGUGGAGUGGUGGAACGGCAUCGGGGCCAUCCUGGACUUCACCAACCCGGCAGCCCGAGACUGGUUCCAGAGCCACCUGCGCCAGCUGCGCCACAAGUACGGCAUCUCGUCCUUCAAGUUUGACGCGGGUGAGACCAGCUACCUGCCCAAGCAGUUCAGCACCUUCCGCCCGCUCUCGGACCCCAGCAUCUGGUCGCGGCGCUACACGGAGAUGGCCAUCCCCUUCUACGAGCUGGCCGAGGUGCGGGUGGGCUACCAGUCACAGAACAUCUCCUGCUUCUUCCGUAUCAUUGACCGCGACUCUGUCUGGGGCUACGAGCUUGGCCUCAAGUCCCUCAUCCCAACUGUGCUCACCAUCAGCAUGCUGGGGUACCCGUUCAUAUCUGCUGACAUGAUUGGGGGGAAUUUCUUCCCCAACAAGACCGGUGGAGCAGUGGAGAUCCCCGACCGGGAGCUGUACGUGCGGUGGCUGGAGCUGUCGGCCUUCAUGCCCUCCAUGCAGUUCUCCAUCCCGCCCUGGCUCUACGACAAGGAGGUGGUGGAGAUUGCGCAGAAGUUCACGGAGCUCCACGAGUCGCUGGUGGCCCCGCUGCUGCUGGAGCUGGCCGGGGAGGUCACCGACACGGGCGACCCCAUCAUCCGGCCCAUCUGGUGGAUCUCGCCGCGCGACGAGGCCACUCACCGCAUCGACUCCCAGUUCCUCAUCGGGGACACCCUCAUGGUGGCCCCCGUCCUGGAGAUGGGCAAGCAGGAGCGUGACGUCUACCUGCCGGCGGGCAAGUGGCGCAGCUACAAGGGGGAGUUGUUUGAGAAGACCCCGGUGCUGCUCACGGACUAUCCCGUUGACCUGGAUGAAGUCGCCUAUUUCCUCUGGGUUUCCUAAGGGGCUCCUCUAUCCGCUUUGGGAUACCCAUGCCUUAUCUAGGACUUUGUAACAAAUAGUAGUUCUAAUUGCACACGUCGCUGGGGACUGGGAUUGAGGGAGGGAAUUAAAUAGACUUUAUUGUUUGUCCUUGAGGUAAAUUUUGUUGUUGUUUAAUUUGGAGUCAGGGGAUGAUCUUUGCUUUCAAAUCUGGGGAGACUGUAGUUGGGUUACAAUAGGCAGAGUUGUCUCUACAUAGAUUAUGAAGUUUUUAGUCUGCAGACAGAUAACAAACCCAGUUUCCAGUUCCCAAGGAUUUCAAAAGGUGAAGGUUGGUUAUUGCCAGUGGGACCGUUUCUGAUCUUGUGGGAGCACUCGACACUGGGCUUGGGGAUGUGUGAUGCGAGAGGUUUGCUACAGCUCUGCCUGCUGAAAGUUUUAUUACGUGGCAAAUAUAUUUAAAUUGACUUUUUUAAAGAGCAUAAAACAACCUAGAGAUAGAUAGACAUACAGGUACGGGGGUUUCCCCUUUUGAUCUAGUGUGGCGCUGGACUAUGAUUUGCCCCGCGCUCCUGCUUUCCCAGGUACCGGGCGGGCCAGGUUAUUUGACUGAUGUCCAGAUAUUUUAACUGUAUGGGCUGUGUGAGGCUUGCUGGGGUAGCUGCAUCCCACCUCCUCAUCCACUUAACAGCUGCUGCAAGGCAUUUGCCAGAGCUUUUUGCCUCAGGUGUCAACAUUACCUUUCCUGGAGCAGCACCAGCAUGCCCCAUUAGUCUUUUUAAAGCAUUUAUUGUCCUGCUUCAUUAUCUGAUUAUCCUGCUGAUAUCAUCCUUUUUGAAUCUUAAAGAGAGAUGAGCUUUCAGGCUGGUUGCUAGCAGAAGGGUUGCCUGGAGCAAAGCCAUCUUCCAUAAGUACUUUUCCCGGGAACAGCCGGGGUUCUGCGGGCAGCACCAGAGGGACAGCAUGGAGGGACAGUGGUGUCUGCUGCAGCUGGCUUACCCGUGAGUGGGAAACACCAGCCUGUGCACUGAUGGGUCUGUGCCAGCGGGUGUUGUCAAUGAGCCUGCCAGAAGGUUCUCAUCUACCGUGAAAUUCAGCUAAUAUCCAUCUCAGGUCACAGUUAGAGGGGACUGAUUUUGUGGAGGGUUUUUCUGAAGCAACCCUCCUCUCUUCCCGUGAAAGUUAGGGGCCUUCCUUGGGCAGUGUUUGUGGUGCUGGAGGUGUUGCUGUCAGAGGCUUCUGGAGGGGGCUUGGGUGAAUGUGGUCCUGCAUCUUAGCUCCCCAGUAGCUGGGAUGGAGCUGCAGAGAUGCAUCUUUCCCAACUUUGCCAUUUUAUUUUGUACAGAAAGAUGCCUUUAUAGAGACCUGAGGGCAAUCUGAGACAGAGCAGAGAGUUGAAACCUCUCAGCCUUCCUCCCUGGGGCAGGACAUUCCUUGCUGUGUCCUGGUUGGGAGUGCAGUUCAGCCCCUGAAUUUUUCAUGAGCCUCUACAGAACUGAACUGCAUUGGCUGGGAAGGUUUGGAGCACCCUGCCUAGGCUACAGCCAGCCAAGGAGAGCUCAGCAUCUGCAGGAUUUCUUAGGGGAUUGUGUCUGGGCUGAGCAUAGGUCCAGCAUGAGUCUGCUACCCAGGCAGUUAGUGCUGUCUUUUGGGUUGGUUGAGUAUCAGUGAGGAUCUUUCUCAAAGCCCAUCUCCUGCCACUGGGCUUUGCAGGAGGCAGAAAAAGAGAUGCACUAAACCUGGGGGUUGCAAUAGAGUCCAGGAGUAGAAAUUCAGGUGUUUGGGGCAAAAUCUGAAGUGCUUUUUAUAGUUAGGAAGGAAGUGAGACAGUCCAGUUUGAUAGACUUUCUGAAGCAUCGCUUCAGGUCUGAACCUGCCUUGCGUAAUUUCAUGUCUUAGCAUCAAAAUGAGAUGCAGGGAGCCCUGUAGCAGGGACCCAACUGGAGCACAAGUGUGUCCCAGAGGUUGUUUCUUGUGGAUUUUAACUAUGAAAGACUCGGUUUAUUCCCUGCCACCAGUGCAAACAGUGGUUAUGUUGCAAGUUACAGACACCAUCUGGCAGAGACUUAAUCCUGGAGGCCCAGCUUUAGUCAUCAAGGCAUUGGCAGGAUUUGUCCCUUGGGCUGGAGGCUGGACGUGAACGUGGGGGCUCUUGGAGAUGAGUCUGACCAUAGCCUGCAAGGACAACAUGAUGCUGAGAGGUCUUGUGCAGACUCAGAAACGCACAAAGGCAGUGCUUUGAGGGGCUCUAGCUCUUCUCUUUCAACCUUUGCAUGUGAAAUACUUGUCCUCCCUUGGCAUGGAAGUCAUGGGGUGGAGGAGACGUUGCUGCAAGGUCCAGCUUCCAGUGAAGAAGUGGAAUCCUUGGCACAGGACUUCAUGGGAGUGAUCCCAGCAUGACCGAUGUUCCUUGUUACCGCUGUGCCACUCACUGCAUCCCUCACUAGUUAAGGGAUGAGGCUAUGUGAAAAGAAACAUGGAAUUCCUGUUAAUAUCCUUUUAUUGUUGAAGUGGUGGAAGCAGCCAGAUGAGUGCCUUCAGUCUCCUCACAGUGGUUUCAGUUGCUGUCAGGAAGGCUGUGGAGGAAAUUUUUUCAGUAGACACAGCACCUUCCUUCCCUUCCCCUCAAAAGAAAGGAAUUUAUUAUCAUAGUUUUGAAUGUAGUUAACCAUAUGGAUAAAUGGGUGAGAUUAUAGGCUCCCCUUAUUUUUCUAAAUGUUGUAGUUAGGGAGUAAGUGGCUGUGGCUAUUCAGUGCUCCAGCUAGGAGAAAGCUAAAGCUGUUGGGAUGGCACGAGGGAUGAUAUUGAAGACCAGGUUCAUAUGAGUGGCUCUCUGUGAGUCCAUGGCACCAAGUCUUCCCUGGGGACAGGCUUGGCAGUGCUGCCUUCAGCUAUCUCACAGGCUUCUAGGUGCCCUUUCCAUCCAACUUUUCAGAAAAAACACUAUUUCAAGCACUAUGCUGGAGCACGGCAGGACUUGAGGGCCUCUAGGACCUUGCAGACCACAAGCACUCUGUGCACAGACACAUUGGGAAUGGCCACUAGAGAGAUUUCUCUGAUACAUACCGUGGUCACUGCCUAAGGCAAGGGUUAGUUCAACUCAGCCAAGGAAAGGCCCUGAAACAAGUUGAGAGUUGGAUUCAGCCUUUUCUAUCCCAGCCCACGGCAGACCAAGUGAGCAGCACGUCAACCUGAUGCCAGAGUGACUGAAUUUUGAAGCUUGCACUGUUGUGUGUUGGGUUUCCUGGAUGCUUGUGUUUGCACAUGCUGUCCUGUGUUGGACUGUAAUGCUGAUGGGUUUGUUUUUAACCACUUUUCUAAUCCUUAAUUGUUAUGAAGACAGAACUGUAACAUUUAUUGCCUUGAUUGAUA